Anoplophora glabripennis (Asian longhorned beetle) is the source of this 824-nucleotide messenger RNA. Its product is annotated as protein cornichon homolog 4. Gene Ontology annotation, cellular component: endoplasmic reticulum membrane; COPII-coated ER to Golgi transport vesicle. The transcript is spliced from 3 exons. The record is from RefSeq and is a predicted model, not a curated record. Gene Ontology annotation, biological process: endoplasmic reticulum to Golgi vesicle-mediated transport. Lineage: Eukaryota; Metazoa; Arthropoda; Insecta; Coleoptera; Cerambycidae. Bases 211 to 684 code for a protein of 157 amino acids.
UUAUACUCAAACACCACAAUCACAUCUCGAUUGAAUUUGUAUUUAAAAUACAAUUAAAACGUGUAUUUGUCAUGAUUUUAUAUAAUUAUAAUUAAUAAAUUGAAAAUUAUUGUACAGGACUGAUGCAGAUAAGAAUUUUUCGUGUUUUGUUUAUGCACUUAGAACAGCGGUAUUAGUGGCUUGUUUACUAAGCUCUACAGCUUAGUAAGGAUGAUCUUGGAGGACUCUCUACUAUUUGCUAUAUCCCUAGCAGACACAGGAGCUAUAUUAUUUUUAUUGGUAUAUUUUAUAAUAACUCUCUCUGACUUAGAAUGUGAUUAUUUAAAUGCACAACAAUGUUGCUCACGAUUGAACCAAUGGGUCUUGCCAAAAAUUAUAGCUCACAUAUUUUUGAGUUUUCUGUUGCUAAUUCAUGGACAUUGGAUCCUAAUGUUUGUAAAUUUGCCCAUGGCUGGAUGGAUGGCUUAUGAAGUGAUCUCAGUACCCAGGGGAAAUCUUGGAGUUUAUGAUCCUACAGAAAUUCAUAACCGAGGCCAGUUGAAAAGGCAUAUGAGGGAUUGUAUGGUUAACCUAGGGUAUUAUCUCAUAUUUUUCUUUAUUUAUUUAUACUGUAUGAUCGUGUCGCUGUUAAAAGGAGAUCCUAUUAACCGCAAAGAUGAAAAUGAAAUAUUAAGCGAUUUCUAGAUAUAAGUUUAUGAUGGUUACAACGAGCAAGCUGUGUGUGUAUGUGUGCUAUUAUUGAUUAUAUUUAUUUUUCUAUUAACCGUUAUUUAUUUUGAUUCAUAGAAUCCAAACGAUUGUUAACCUAUUUAUUUAUUAAAUAA